Messenger RNA from Myiozetetes cayanensis, 1067 nucleotides. RefSeq names its product DnaJ heat shock protein family (Hsp40) member C22 (gene DNAJC22). Gene Ontology annotation, biological process: endocytosis. Gene Ontology annotation, cellular component: early endosome; plasma membrane. The transcript has 3 exons. The record is from RefSeq and is a predicted model, not a curated record. Lineage: Eukaryota; Metazoa; Chordata; Aves; Passeriformes; Tyrannidae. The coding region runs from base 104 to 1033 and encodes 309 amino acids.
UCUGGGGGUGACGCGGCAACGGCAGCGUUGGGACAGAGCUCUCCAGACGCCGGGGCCACGCCAGAGACCCCCAGGACCCCCGAGCUCCCCCUCACCCCCCACUAUGGCCAAGAGCCUCGUGGUGGCCCUGGGGCUGUGGGCACUUGGGGGGCUCCUGGGGCUGCACCACGUGUACCUGGGCCGUGACCGCCACGCUCUGCUCUGGAUCCUCACCCUGGGGGGCUUCGGCGCCGGGUGGCUCUGGGACGUGUGGCACCUCCCGGGCUGGGUGGCAACUGCCAACGGCCCCCCCCGGCUCCCCGAAAGUGGGACUGUGCCCAUCCUUAGCCCCCUGCGCGUGGCAGGGCAGCUGCUGGUGGGGGCAUAUUUCGGGCUGGUGGCCGCGCUUGGGGUCCCCUGGGUGCCCCCUCCGCUGGCCGUGGCGCUGGGGGUGCUGCUGGUGGCCUCGGUGGGCGACCAAGGAACCAACCGCUCCCGCGUCCUGGUCACCGCCUUCCUCUCCUCCCUCCUCUUCCAGGGCGGGCUGUUGCCCACCAGCCUGGCGACCACCGCGGUGGCCGCGUGGCACCGCCGGUUCGAACCCCCACGGGACCCCCCGCCCCCGCUGUCGGCCCGGCUGUGCCACCUGGGGCUGGGGGUCGUGGCUUUCGGGGCCCCCCUGGCCUGGGGGGGCGUCAGAGGGGCCCUGGGGGUCGCAGGCACCGUCCUGACGCUACCUCUCAGGAUGGGGGUCCUGCCCCUCCGCGCGGGGUGGGCGCUGCUCGAGGGGCUGGGGGUCGUCGAGGGGGCCCCCGAGGUGGGUCAAGGGGGCACGGGGAGCGGAGCGAACGAGAGGAGGCGGCGGGCGCUGGAGGUUCUGGGGCUGCACGGGGGGUGCUCGGCCGAGGACGUUCAGCGGAGCUACCGGGAGCUCGUCAAGCUCUGGCACCCGGACCACAACCGGCACCGCGUGCGUGAGGCCGAGCGGCGCUUCAUCGAGCUGCAGGAGGCCUACGAGGAGCUGGCGGGACCACGGCGGGCGGCGGGGGGGUGACACUGUGACAAACACGACCCUCCCCGUCCUCUCA